CUAAGUCUUUGUCUAACUAGCUACGGAGAAUCAUCUGUUGCUCUCACUGGACAAUCACCAUCUAUACUCGUAUAGAUACAUCGAAACUAUCGGGAGCUACAUCCAUCACCAUCCCACAGUCCCGCCGCAGGCUCAGCGGAACGAUCUCCGCACAUCUCCACCGCUCACCACAAUAAAUCCCACUUCCGCUCCCUGCCAUCUCCACCCCAUACACCCUCAAAAAAAAUGUCCGACACACCCGAAGGAAUCGUCGAAUAUGCCUACGACAACAUCACAGAAUGGUACCUGCAGUGGGUGUCUAGCCAAAAGUCUCCACGCCAGCGGUACACCCAACUCCUCCUCGACCAGCUGCAACAUCAACAACAAAAACAACCAUCACCCUCCAUCCUCGAGCUAGGCUGCGGACCCGGCAUCCCGAUCGUGAAGAUGCUGCUCGACCACGGCGCACAAGUCGUCGCCAACGACAUCUCCACCAAGCAGAUCGAGAUGGCCCGGGCCCGUUGCCCGGGCGCCACUUUCGUGGCGGGUGACAUGACGACUCUCGCUUUCGAGCCCGCGAGCUUCAACGGUGUCGUCAGCUUCUAUACGCUGUUUCACCUGCCGCGGUCAAAGCUUAAGGCUAUGCUGAUGCAGAUCUAUGAGUGGUUGAAGCCUGGUGGGGUCUUUGUUUGUAAUCUUGCGACGCUUGAUGAGGAGGAGAUCCAUGGGGAGUUUCUUGGGUAUGGGAUGUUUUGGAGUAGCUAUGGUGUGGAUGAGAAUCGGGAGUUGUUGACGGAAGUUGGGUUCGAGGUGUUGCAGGUUGAGGUUUUGCAGGCCGGUGAUGGGAAGUUGGAGGAGGAUGAGCCGGACUUUGAUGCUGAGUUUAUGUGGGUGAUGGCAAGGAAGAAGAAUUCUACGUAGUUAGAUUCUGAUGGGUGUAUGGGGCUAGACGGAUGUGAAGCUGGAGGAGAAAGAGACUCGGAGCUUUCAGAGAGUUUGUAGUUUUGCUGCCUGAGAUGUAGAUGAAGCUGGCUAGUUACAAAGUUUGUACAAUAGACGGUGGUGUGGUGGUUUAUCGUGAG
This is a messenger RNA of Aspergillus homomorphus CBS 101889, 1061 nucleotides long. Its product is annotated as class I SAM-dependent methyltransferase. The transcript has a single exon. The record is from RefSeq and is a predicted model, not a curated record. NCBI's taxonomy places the organism in Eukaryota, Fungi, Ascomycota, Eurotiomycetes, Eurotiales, Aspergillaceae. The coding region runs from base 226 to 900 and encodes 224 amino acids.